This is a messenger RNA of Pelobates fuscus (common spadefoot toad), 1262 nucleotides long. It is a transcript of the gene METTL27, whose product is annotated as methyltransferase like 27. NCBI's taxonomy places the organism in Eukaryota, Metazoa, Chordata, Amphibia, Anura, Pelobatidae. The record is from RefSeq and is a predicted model, not a curated record. Gene Ontology annotation, molecular function: S-adenosylmethionine-dependent methyltransferase activity. The coding region runs from base 199 to 903 and encodes 234 amino acids. The transcript is spliced from 6 exons.
GUAUUCGGUGAACGUCUGCUACAAACUUGGUCACAUUGUGUCACAGAGGACUUGCAGACAGUGUACAGGGAGGCAGAGCUUCCUCACCCAGAGCAUGCUGGGAAGUUGAACACACACACACACCAGCCUUUGGAUAUGCUGCUGCCGUAAGGUAAUACAAGCUCAAUCGAGAUCUGGCGAAUACAUACAGCAGUGAAUAUGGCAGCGUCUCGUAGGAGCCUUCAGCAAGUGCGAGAAGUUAUUACCACAGCUCAUGAAGACUGCACCCCUGCUCAAAAACUGCAAUUCUACGAUCGCUGGGCCCAGGAAUAUGAGGAGGAUGUGUCUGUAUUGGAAUACAAUGCCCCCCGUCUUGCUGCAGCUGUGCUAGCCUCGGGGUGCAUCUCUAAUCGAGAGUCAAAACUGGUACUGGAUGUAGCUUGUGGCACUGGACUGGUAGCUCAGGAGUUGCUGCGCUGUGGAUUUCGCUUGUUCCAUGGCCUGGAUGGCAGUAGCAGAAUGAUGGAAAUGGCUCAGACCAAAAAACUCUACCAAGAGCUAAAGCAGUGCAUGCUGGGACAGGAGCCACUUCCUUCAACAUCUGAUUUUUACGAUGUAGUCAUCAUUGUGGGAGCACUGAGUGAUGGGCAGGUCCCUGUAUCUGUUGUCCAUGACCUUCUACGUGUAACUAAACCAGGGGGUCUUCUGUGUCUCACGACUCGCAGUAAUACAUCUAACCUUCAGUACAAGGCUGAGUUAGAGCAUGAGCUUGCAGCAUUACAAAGCUUGGGACUGUGUGACUGUAUCACUACACAGAACAUUGAAAAGUGGGAAAAGGCCACCUCCAAACAGGAAGUCCAAGGAGAAUCUGACUACAUCUCAGGUGUCAUCUAUCUGUACAAAAAAAUGGAAACCAUCUCUUAAACAGAUAAACGCAUGAAAACACCUUUUCUGAAAUGUUUCAUUUGUUUUGUGUUUUAAAUGUUUUAAUAUAAUUUAUGUUUUAUUUAGAAAUACCCAUACUGACAAAGAAUUAUUGUCAAAACCAAUUUAUUUUCUAUGCUGCAAAUAACGGAAAUGCAAGGAAAGAAAUUAAAGAGAAAUGAUGUUAGGGAGGAAGCUCCAACUAUAAUGCUACUACAGAGACGAUACCUGCAAAGAAUUAUCGCCACUGUGUGCAUUUUGAAGGGAAGAUGAUGUUUUUAUUUUAGAAUCUUUUGCAAAAUGGUCUUGCUUCAGACUCGUAUUUCCCACUUUCCAGUAAAUGUGUAAACUUGACUUAA